AUGGACAAUCGUCCAAGUCACAGGGAUGUGUCCCUACAACCAAAACCAAAUCCAGUAUCACCGUUGAAUAUCUCUCACUUCCCUAGAAAGUCGGGAUAUCAAGGUGGCCAGGCUGUCUAUGCGCCUUGUAUACAAACAGCUCCGGACACGAGCAACUGGUCUAAUCAUUUUUACAGCCCAUUAUUUGCUUUGAAAGGGUUUAAUCCUUCCAAUGAGGCCGCCCAUACCUUAGCUAUCCAAACGAAUCAUCGCUCGAGACCUACCACUCAGCCGGAGCCUGCAGUGUCUUUCCAGCAACCAUACCUCCACCCUCGGGGUUUUCACCGUGAUAUCCCAUUACAGACGCCCAGACCUGCAUCCCGCCUUGACAGUCAUCCGAUACUUCCUCCCAUUUUCAACCACCAGCGUUUUAUCGACCAGACUAUUGUCAAACCUGCAGAGGCGGUACCACGUCCGUUCGACUUGGAAUAUUUCUAUUCCAAACGAGCGAUGAAGAGAAGACCAUCAGACGACGAGUCGAAUACGGAAGAUCCGAAACGACCCCGGAAAGGCCCAUGUUAUAAAUUGAUAGCGCUUGCCAAUGAAUUCCCCUUUGUACAGCAUAAGACCAUUCGAGCUCUGCUAUCACGCCAUGAAACUCUACUAGAUGCAUACGAGGCCCUUUACCACUUGGAACAGCCGGAUCCAAACGAUGAUCGUAAUCCAUUGACACGACUACGACGUGUUCGACCUAAAAACGAGACAAAUAUCCCGUUAGAAAUACAACGUGAAAUCGAACAGAUCAAAAAAAUUGUUGCCGAUAAUGCUAAGAAUUUGGUCGAAUGCCAGUGUUGCUUCGUCGGCGUGUCACCCAAGGUUGCGAUCUCUUGCAACGGGGACGAAACGCAUUCUUUCUGUCGUCGUUGUAUCAAAAAAUACGCAGAGACACAGCUCGGGCAGAUGAACUACGACAUCAAAUGUAUUGAUGUAAGUGGGUGUCAUGCGGGAUUUGAAAAGGCCCUUCUCCAACAAGUUGUGGGCGAGAAAUUCCUGAAGCGACUAGAAUUUCUCCAACAAAUGGACGAACUUACAAAGUCUGGUGUAAAGGGUCUCGAGGGCUGUCCAUUUUGCGAGUUCAAGGCCGUAUGCGUGCCGCUUGUGCAGGUCAAAGGAACCCCGAAAUUCUCUUGCCAGAACCCAGACUGCGGAAAAGUUAGCUGUCGACUAUGCCAGUGUGAAUCACAUGCACCAAAAAGCUGCGCGCAAGCCAAAAAGGAGCGCGGUGUUCCAGAGCGCCGAGAAGUAGAAGAGGCUAUGACCAAGGCUUUGCUUCGCACUUGUCCGAAAUGCGGCAUCAGCAUAGUCAAAGAAAGCGGCUGCAACAAGAUUCAAUGCAGGUGCGGUACGCUCAUUUGCGAUGUAUGCAAGGCCAAUAUCACAAAAGCCGGGUAUAAACACUUCUCCCGGGAAGGAUGCCCUCCCUCCGAGCCGGACCAGGGACAGAGUCGUCUCGUGGAUGAGGUCCAACGAGCGGGAAACGCAGCAGUUGACAAGAUUGUCGCUGGGAAUGGAAACAUUCUUCGUGAGCAGCUGCACAUCGAAGCUCCCCAGCCGCAGCCUGAACCCGUACAUUUCAACUUUGCACCACCACCAGUGAAUAUGCGUUUCCCUCACCCACUAUUACGCGCCGAUCCUGCUCCGUUUGAGCCUCGAAAUUUCCCUCAAUACUUCCCCCAAUACCUCCCCCCAAACAACCUACCAAAUCGCCUUUCCUGA
Talaromyces rugulosus is the source of this 1755-nucleotide messenger RNA. RefSeq lists its product as uncharacterized. Bases 1 to 1755 code for a protein of 584 amino acids. The record is from RefSeq and is a predicted model, not a curated record. Lineage: Eukaryota; Fungi; Ascomycota; Eurotiomycetes; Eurotiales; Trichocomaceae. The transcript is spliced from 4 exons.